AUGGACAGCCUUUACAUGAAAGGAGAAUUAUUACAACUGCAUACAAAAGACUCAGAAAUUAUUGAGGGAAGAUUUUACAGCAUAACAAAUGAUAAAUCUAAAAUAUCUCUCUAUGAUGUUAAGGAACUUCCUAAUGAUGACAAAAAUGAAUCUGUAUUUCACUAUUAUGACUCUGAGGUGCGUGAAAUUGUAAAGCUUCAAGAAUCUGAUAAAGUAACCUUUUUAAAAAUAUCAGAAAAAGAAUGUGAAGAUAUUUUAAUGACAUCUAAAAAAUACAUUUAUAUAAAUCAAGUUGAUAGCACUUUCCAUGAUGCAUUAGAGAUGCUAAAUCAGUACAGUUAUAUUGGCUUGAGCACAGAUGGAGCUCAUAUGGGACGGAAGUGUAAAAUGCCUUUCUUGGUUCUAUCAACACCUAAACAGAUUUUUAUUUUUGACAUUCAUGUUAUGCAGUAUCAUGCUUUUGAAGGUGGAUUAAAGAAACUUCUUGAAGAUGAAACUAUAAAAAAGAUUGUUCAUGAUUGUAGAAAACUCGCAGAUUGUUUAUAUCACAAACAUAAUAUUAAGAUAAAAUCCAUUUUUGACACACAGGUUGGUGAUCUUAUUAUCACAAAAAAUAAAAUGGGCCAUUUGGUAGGAAAUGUAAAAACAUUAGCACAAUGUCUUAAUACAUAUCUGGGACUGAAAGAAAACAUGGUGGACGAAAAGCUGGAUAUAGUACAGUGUACUGAAAGACCUCUACCAUUAAAUAUAAAAGAGAGUCUCGCUAAGAACAUCGCUUUCUUGCACCGUCUAUCAGAUAUUAUCAAUGAUGAAAUGCAACUACCAUUUUUACGGGGAGUUGAAUUUUUCAUCAACAAUCUGAGGUCAUGUGAUGAUUUCAAAGCUUGGGAGCUGUGUGGAAAAUACAACCAGAUACCAAAGGAUUUUAAGAGUGCAAUAGAGUACUAA
Messenger RNA from Pieris macdunnoughi, 948 nucleotides. NCBI's taxonomy places the organism in Eukaryota, Metazoa, Arthropoda, Insecta, Lepidoptera, Pieridae. The record is from the annotation of a GenBank genome assembly.